AACCGCCAUUGCAAUUUUCACAGCAGACAAUACUGUUUGAAAUAAUAGCUACGCUUGUGCGAUCAAUUUAGCAAUUGUGUUUUAAAUAUAUACAAAACUGACUAGAGAACUGGAAAAUGUCUCAAUUUAACUUUGUUAGCGACUUGCAAAAUGCCUUAAUUAUGGACGGCGAUACGCGUGGUCCUGCGCCGCGCUGGAAGAAGAAGCUGGAAGCGUCCAUGAAUGGAAGCGCGAACACAACACGAUCCGUACUUUCCGUAUCGUACAACACAAGCUUCUCGGGCGUCCAGCCGUCGACUAAAACGCCUGGCAAGAGUGCCGAAGCCAAGGCGAAAAAGUCCAUGACAACGCCGACAAAGACACCUGGAGGAGGAGAUCGUUUCAUACCGAACCGCGCAGCAACAAACUUUGAGUUGGCGCACUAUUUGGUUAACAAGGAUACAAACGAGAAGUCGGACGAGGAGAAUGAUCCGCAGUCCACGACAAGCAACAGCAAUAAUAUUAACAACACCAAUAUCCAGGCAUCCGCCCGCAAAGGUGAACAUCAGAAUCUCAUUGCCGAGGUGGCUCAAGUGGGCGAUACCGUCAAGAGUGGACGUAUUUUGUGCUACCAGAACAAGGCACCCGCUGCACCGGAAUCCCAUACAAAUCCCCUUAAGGUUGUCUACUCCCUAAAGACGCCCAUAUCGACAAAGAGCGGUUCCCGCUAUAUAUCAACUACCUCGGAGCGUAUUCUCGAUGCCCCGGACUUUAUCAAUGACUACUACCUUAAUCUGAUGGACUGGAGCGGUGAUAAUAUCGUUGCUGUUGCUUUGGGUAAAUGCGUUUAUCUGUGGAAUGCGGCCAACGGCAGCAUUGAGCAAUUGACGGAGUACGAGGAGGGCGAUUACGCGUGCGCUCUCUCCUGGAUACAGGAGGGUCAUAUUCUGGCCAUUGGCAACAGCACCGGAGUCGUUGAGCUCUGGGACUGCUCCAAGGUGAAGCGACUGCGUGUAAUGGACGGACACAGUGCACGUGUUGGAUCUUUGGCCUGGAAUUCAUAUCUGGUCUCGUCGGGCAGUCGUGAUGGCACCAUUAUUCACCACGAUGUACGCUCGCGGGAGCACAAGCUAUCCUCUCUAAAUGGCCAUGCCCAGGAGGUUUGCGGUCUUAAGUGGUCCACGGAUUUCAAGUACUUGGCCAGUGGCGGCAAUGACAACUUGGUGAAUGUGUGGUCCCUUGGAAGCGGCGGUGUUGGCACCGAACUGGAGCCGCUGCACAAGUUUACCAAGCAUCAGGCGGCGGUGCGCGCCUUGGCAUGGUGUCCCUGGGAGACCAACACUCUGGCCUCCGGCGGCGGCACUGCGGAUCGUUGCAUCAAAUUCUGGAAUAUCAACACCGGCUCACUUAUCAAAUCCGUGGACUCAAACUCGCAGGUGUGCGCCUUGCUCUUUUCACGUCAUUAUAAGGAACUGAUCUCGGCGCACGGUUUUGCCAACAAUCAGUUGACCAUCUGGAAGUAUCCAACGAUGGUGAAACAAGCUGAUCUAACCGGACACACAUCGCGUGUCCUUCAAAUGGCCAUGUCACCGAAUGGCGAGACUGUGAUAAGCGCCGGUGCCGACGAAACUUUGCGUUUAUGGAAUUGCUUUGAGCCCGAUCCUCUGGCGGCCAAAAAGGCAUCCAAUGUGAAUAGCAAUGCCAAGAAGAGCGUCUUUCGUCAGAGCAUACGUUAACACAACUUGAGCAUUUAGAACUUGACCUAUAUAGAAGACUUGAUAUUUUUAACUAGCUGACUAUUUUGAUGUAAUUAAUGUUUAAUGACUUUUUGUAAACGCCAAUUGAUGUUUGAUGUAUUUUUUAAUUUUUUUAUUUUUAAGAUUGUGCUUGUCCUAUUACGAGUAUGUAUUCAUAAAUUUAAGAUCAUGUUCGAAUGUAAUAAAAUGCUUGCCGUACUGCAA
Messenger RNA from Drosophila innubila, 1940 nucleotides. RefSeq names its product cell division cycle protein 20 homolog (gene fzy). Gene Ontology annotation, molecular function: protein binding; ubiquitin ligase activator activity; anaphase-promoting complex binding. Lineage: Eukaryota; Metazoa; Arthropoda; Insecta; Diptera; Drosophilidae. The transcript has 3 exons. Gene Ontology annotation, cellular component: anaphase-promoting complex. The coding region runs from base 117 to 1715 and encodes 532 amino acids. Gene Ontology annotation, biological process: positive regulation of ubiquitin protein ligase activity; anaphase-promoting complex-dependent catabolic process; positive regulation of anaphase-promoting complex-dependent catabolic process. The record is from RefSeq and is a predicted model, not a curated record.